This is a messenger RNA of Pseudomyrmex gracilis, 5448 nucleotides long. RefSeq names its product serine/arginine repetitive matrix protein 2-like. The transcript is spliced from 6 exons. The coding region runs from base 1284 to 4178 and encodes 964 amino acids. Lineage: Eukaryota; Metazoa; Arthropoda; Insecta; Hymenoptera; Formicidae. The record is from RefSeq and is a predicted model, not a curated record.
UUCGGAGUGCACCGAGUGCAGACGCCGAUCUCAGCCAGAAAACGAACAUUCGUUUCGAGAGCGUGUCGACGGUGCGAACCUCCGAGAGUGUUAAAAGCAGUUUGUGCGCCGUUUACAAGCGAGUUUUUCAAAGAUAAUAAUGAAAACAAUUUAUACAUGACCGUAAUGUAUUGUGUACACAGAGACGGCGAGUAUAUUAAUAAAACAAUAUACACGCAUGUGCGUACUCGAUUCUCGAAGGCGAGAGUAAGAGAAGAGAGGGGAAAGAUUGUUAGAUAAUGCGCUUUGACAUUUUGUAAUUUUUCAAACAAUAACAUUCGUGAAAUGCGUGUCUCGCGUUUUGCAAACACCAGAUAAACCGAGAAGAUCUAACUUGUCUAAAAUCAGAAAGGAGCAUAGACGUGGAGACACGUAGAGUCGCAAAGACUUGUAUUUUUUGUUGCGCGAUUGAUGAAGAUGAAAUGAUUUCGUUUUUCGCGAUCAAGUGGCUCGGAAAAAAUGGCCAGCAAUACAUUUGAAUGUAAUGUACAUAGUUGUCUGUAAAGUAUAGUGCGCAGGAGAAUAGUUUAUAGGUUAUAGUCCCGACGCAACAUGGCGGGUUAGAAAACUCGUCUGAUGAUAUACCGUUUUUUUUUUCAGCAUUUUUCCUUUGACUGCGCGACAAUCGAUUUUUAUAGAUCCUUUAUCUUUUGUUUUCAACAAAAAAACCAUUGAUCACCGGUUACACAGCAUCCGGUUCAAAGUAAUGUUUGCGGUUUAUAUAAAACACAUCAACGCACCGUAGUUUUUCAUAACAAAAAAAAACGCCAUAAGUAAUAUCUCAUCCCGUUGUGAUUUCACUUUCAGAGUUUACGUGUGUUGUUUCAGUUUUUGUUAAAAAAAAGUGUAUAUUGCAAUAAUAUGAAAUAUCCUGUGAACACAGCAAUGAAAUUUAUGUUUGAACUGAGGAGAUGGUAUAAUAAAUUAGAACAAGUACAUACUUGCUAAAUGUAGUAUGGACACAGUUUAUAUUGCAAAUUAGAAGCAAACAGUUUGCAGAUGUGUAGAAUUGAAAUAACAAUCUUACAUCUGAGAAAGAGAAAGAGAGAGAGAGAAUAAUUGUUCAAACACACUGUGUACACUUGUUGAUGAGAUAAACAACCUUGUGCACACAUGUAAAUCUUCAAGAAACACGGUUGAAUUUUGCACAAGAGAGUUGAGAGAGAUAGUAAUUUGAAAAAGAGAUUUCUUAUACUUCUUUGAUUACUUCAGACUGUUGAGGUAAUCACAAAUCGGUGAGCAAUAUGAUUAACACAGAAAAUAAAGAAGACAACAGCCAGAGAGAUGAUCAAGGAAACAACAAGCCAAGUGAAAAUCGGGAAAUUAUAGGCAAGAUAUACUUGAAGAAACCUGAAGAGUUGAAAUCUGCGUCAAAGAAUUCUAAUAACGAUGUGCAACGCGCAAUUGAGGGCCUCAAGGAAAUACCCGAUGAAGAACUGCAGGAUUUUCUUGAUGACAAAGAAUUUAUGGAGGAGUUGGACGUCUUGGACGCGUGGGAGGAAGACAAGAACGUGGGAGAUGAAGAGAAGACCUGGGAAAAGGAGCAGAACUCAGUGGAAUCUACAAGGCAAAAGAAGAAACGAUCAUCUAGGGAACGACAUCAUCCCGAGUCUAAAGGGUCUUCCAGUCGUGAAAAACCGAAGAGAGAAGAAAAGAAACGCGAGGAGACUCGGCGGGAUCCUUCGAAGAGUAUGAAGGACAUCGAGAAGGAUAAAAUCAAAGCGAGAAACACGCAGAACAAGCUUCUCGCCGAGAAGGAGAAGGCGAUCAAAAACCUGCUGGAUUCGGACAACGUGGUUCCGCCUGGGACCGAGGCUGAGGCCAUUCAAAGCAUCAAAGAGGAACAGAAUAAAGAGCGAUCUCAGCGUGAAGCGCAACGAAACCGGGAACGUCGUAGAAGCAUCGAUCGCCACAUAGAUCGUUAUGACAAGUUGAGCCCGCAACGGCGCAGAACUCCCGAAAGAUAUCGGCUGAGUCCUGCUUCUCGACGAAGAAGCCCUUUUAUCAGACUGAGCCCGGAUCGUAGAAGCGUUGAAAGAUACAGAAGUCCAUUUAGAUAUAAUAGUCCAAACAGAUGGAAACUUUCGCCGCGAAGUUUUCACGAAAGAAGAACACCUGUAUUAAGCCCGGAUCGACGAAGAAGUCCCAGACGAAGCAGUCGAGAACGACGGUCUAGCGUGGACAGAAGAUGGAGCGUCGAACGUCAUAGAAGACGCGCCGACGUGUUUGAACGCCGAAGAAGUCGUUCUCGCGACCGGAGUCGCAGUACGGACCGCAUGAGAAGUCGAUCCCGCGACCGAAGGAGCCGCAGUAUGGAUCGUCCGAGAAGACGUACAAGUCGUUCGCCGAUGAGCAGACGUUACAAUCGUCGCACCAGAAGUCGCACCAGAUCGCCGGAAAAACGCGGAAGAAGACGUUCGCCUUUUAUCAACGAAUUAAGAAGAAAAUUAAAGGAAGAAGCGAUGUUGCCGUCCGAUACGAACAGCAGCGUAUACGCGCCGCCGAAGAUGGAAGGCAGGUCAUCGUUGCUCAGCACUCCCGUGUUUAAAGAAGAUCCUAUGUCGCAACCAUCUGUAAUGCCUUCGUCUUACAUGCAUCAGUCCGGUCCUCAUCAGCCGCCACAGCCGUCACAGCCGCCACCGCCGCCGCCGCCGCCUCCGGCGUCCGUACCACCUAUGCCGACUGGACCGCCAUUUAUGAAUUUUGAACCCAUGUCGGGUGUAUCGCCGAUGAAUUUUGAACCCAUGCCCCCGCAUCCUCUACCUCAAAUGGCCAAUCCUAUCGUCGAAUAUUCUUCCGGCCCGGUCUUGUACAAUCAACAAACUGCCGUUCCUACCCAACCGCCAAUCCCGCCAGGGGGAGUCGGUCCGUCGAUGCUCUCCGCACCAUUACCUACACCGCAACCUGUACCCGCUCCGAUAAUGGAUAAUCGCGGGCAGAUGCCUUAUAACGCGUCGCACGAAGCAUCCUCCGCCCGGCGAUCGCCGUCUCGCCAAUUUGAACCGUCAAAUAAACCUAUGAGUCAUUCAACCGCAUCCAUGUCGCAGAGUUACCCAGAACGUGGACCAUCGCGCAACGAAUUUCGUACUUCGCGCAUGGAACGAAUGAAGACACCCGAACCGCCAAUCAUCUCCAAACCAAAACAAUCCGAAAAGACCAGCUUGUCCAGUCUGUUGGAAGCGUCUGUUUCAGCCAAAGAUCCGUCUAAUAUACCGGUGUUGUAUCCAGGAUUCAAGCCUGAAAUAAUGCGACAUUGCGAACAAGCAUUGUGCCAGCUUCCAUUUGAGGAUCCGCGUUUAAAAAUGAAGGGUAGAUUUUUCUACUGUCGCGACGAAGAUAACGAAACACAAGCGAAAGACGAUACCGAGGAUCACAUGUCGAACUCGAUACUUUUGCAGAAGAGCAAAACCAAGAUAUACUGGGAAGAGAACAACACGGAACAGAUACCGGUUCCGAAAACAACCGCUCAGACGCAUCAGAAAAUUUGCCAGACAGACGCCGUGGAAACGGAAGCAAAGGGCGUACAAGCGGGUUAUACCGCGAUCAUGGUUGAUUCUGAGACGCAGGUUUAUCCUCACGAUCUCCAACCGAUUAAAGAGGAAAAGCGAUCGAUAAUGGAUCGUCUCGACUGGGGCGGCCAACGAGAAACUUACGAUUACGCGCCCGGUUCGCGAUUUCGCGAGGUCGAGGAUUUGAGACACAGUUUGAGUAACUCCUCGCAGAGACGUUCCUGGAACAGACCGGCGUCUCCGAGAAGAUCCGAAGAUCACGAACAUCGUUUAGAUACCGACGAUGCGUCCAGGAACUAUAGACUGGAUUCUCCUGUGAGAAACAGAGAUGGGUUUUCUAGUCACAAAGCGCGCGAUCAUUAUAUUCAUACCGCGCGUACGCCCGAGUAUCACGCGCGUUCCGUGGAACGCGACGAUUUUCACGACCGAAGAAGCGAACACAGCCGCGGAGAAAGCCCCAUGGAAUUGGAUUCCGACGACGAGUACCUGGACGAGCAUACAUUCCAAAGAGGAGGAUCUGACUGGCACGGGCGAGGUACGAGAGGUAAAAGUCACGUUCAGAGAGGAAAACAUGUGGGAGGAGGAAGAUCGUAUCGGGGAAAUCGGGGAAACUUUCGGGGCAAAUUCUGAGACUGUUAUACAUAUGUAAAACAUUUUUGUUGUGCUGUCAACAAAAUAAAAUAACUGAACUAUAAUAUAGUAUAAAAAUUAUAUAUGUAUAAAAUGUUACAAAUAUAUAUUAUUAAGUGAAAUUGUUUUGCUUAUGUUGUAUGUAUAGAAGAAGGAUAAAGAAAACAAGAAAAAGAAAUAAGAAAAGAGAUCCUCGCAACACAAUCACACAUUCACAAAUUCACGGUGAAAAGACAGUGAAGGCAAUGUUCUCCCGCAUGUGUGUGUGUCACACAAGUGUUUACGAUCAUCAAGAGAUCGAGUGCGCACGUGGUGACUGACAAAUGGGGAAGGCAAAAUUCAUCAAGGAGAUCUUCAUUUCAUUUUUUUUUGUUUCUUACAUUACGAGAAGAUUAAUCUCAAGCCACAAGCAAGAUUGUUGACGCGCGAAUAUCAAAUCUUGUGUCACACAACCAUUGGCACAAAUGGUGACAAACAUUUGAUCGCGUAUUAUUUUUAUGUAGAAAUCGAGAAUAUUGUGUAACACACACUGUCCUGAAUACAAUAAAAGUUGCAAAAUAAAUGGUACAACCUGCACGUCCACCCAGUUUCAUCGUGAAGAUAAUUUUAGAUGCAGAGGAUUUUGUCAGAUACUGUUUUUCUUUUUCUUUUUUUUUUGUUUUUUUUUUUAACAUCAUAUCGUGUCGAUAAUCUCACGUCCGACUACGCGAAUUGCGUGGUUUUAAAAUUACUUGAACGUAAUCAUGUCGCGUGAAAAAAAAAGAAAAAAAAAGAUCAAUGUUCGUCGAAUCUACGAGUUUACAUUGCGCUUUUUAGUGUAUUUUUGUUUUGUUUUGUUUUGUUUUUUCAGUGAUAAGACUUCAUUUGCGUAUUAAUCUGGGACAAUUGCAUUUGCGCGCUUUAUCGCUCGGGCGUUACGUCAUUUAUGUACAUGUGCAAGUCUCGCCGCUCAUUAGUUUCGCGCGUCAUUCGCGAUUUUUUUUUUUUUUUUUUUUUGAUAAAUUUUCGCGUGUGUUUGUCGUUCUCUGUCUCUUCCGUUUAGUUUAGGUUUUGUAAGACCACAAUUUUAAUAACGAGUGCCAUUUGCGUGUCGCGCGACCUCUAAUAGCAUAUCGUUACAAGAUUGUAUAUACUUGUUUACGACGUGUGUCGCAAGUACACCAUCAGCCUGCACUUAGCAAACUUUUGAAAAAAAUAUUAUAUAUACUUUGUAACCGUACACAUCUUUGUUAUCUCAUCGAGUUGUAACGUAAAACAAAAAGUGUAUCAC